GCCGGACCGGAUGAUGUUCCUGAUUGGAAGCUUCGGAACGCGAGAGUCGCGAAGGAGCGGUGCGAAAAACUCAAGGAGAAGCAUCCUGAGGUCCUUGAAAGCGGCAGCAUGAAGCGCAUCCUCGGCAUCUCUAAGGCCAUGGAACUUGGCGAUGGCAACGUGACCCGAGAGUGGAACAUCGAUGUGGCGGCUCACAACGAAGGCCCCCCAGCUGCUGACUUCCAGCUGCCGACCAUCAACAGAGUGGAAAAUGUGAGUUCAGCGGAUGCAGCCUCGCUUGAUUGCUUUUUGAUCUCAGAGAGUCUGCGGACCUUGUUUCUGAAGACCGGAUUGCUGUUUGCAAAGUGCGAGUCCUUGAGCCUGGGUCAUCGUCAUCAUCUUCCAAGCUGCCUACUCCCACAGAAGGAAGGAUUUGAAAAUCCAGACCAUCAUGAAUUCCUUCUCUCGGCGCCGCUGCCUGUGGGGCGCGUGGGUGGCCCAUCGGGCCACGUGACUGUGGAGGGACUUUCUGCUGAUGAGAUUGCGGCAUUCGAGGCAUGCGGGAUGACUCACAUCACUGGAUCGUGCUUCGUGGGCCAUCAGCUGCCGUAUCCCCGGUUGCCUUGGUACAGGAAUGACAUCGAGCUGGUUCUGUGCAAUCCGAAUCACUGCCUGAGGCAUCGGGAUUCGCUGUUGGAAGCGCUGGCCAGAGCCAAAGAGUACGACAAGGCCAACUUCCCAAUUUUCUUCCACUGCAACAGUGGAAUGCACCGGGCGCCAACUUUGGCCUUGGCAUUCCUGGCGAGGGUCAAAGGCAUGCGCGAAGCGGAAGCUGCCGAAUUGAUCAAGUCGCGCAGGUCGAUGGUGCAGUUCAUGGCACAGCCCGGGAAAGCAAGAUUGAUGCUCAAGUCAUUGGUGCAGCAUUCCCUCGGCGUGCCAAUGCCCCAGCAAUGCCCGGAGAGACCAGAGCCGGUUGGACCGCAGCCGGUGUCUGGUGACCGGGUCCUUCUGUUCCGGCAGAAGUGGGCGAGCCUGGUGUUGGAAGGCCACUGGCCAAACAUGAUU
Cladocopium goreaui is the source of this 1044-nucleotide messenger RNA. NCBI's taxonomy places the organism in Eukaryota, Dinophyceae, Suessiales, Symbiodiniaceae. The record is from the annotation of a GenBank genome assembly.